AUGGAGAAAUGGCGCACCGAGAAGGCGCAAAAGCAGGCGGAGGCAGAACAUCUGAACGGGAAGCUGCGCCGUCUGUGUGCCGCUAUCGAGGACGAAAAGAGCGCUGCCGAGGCGAAAAUUCGCGAGUCCCAGGACGAGCACGAGGCGGCGCUGCGGGCGGCGCGUCAGAGCGUAGAGCAGGCUGUGAAGGCGGAGUACGACGUCAAAAUUGCAGAGGCGCAGCAACAGCUGUGCGCCGCACGAGAGGAGGAGGCGGGUCUUCGCGAGCUGCUAGAGAAGAGCGGCGACGGCGGUGGGGCGGCAGGGUCGGCCAAGGAUGUGGUGAAGACGGCUCUCACGGCCGCCGUCUCGGCCGUUCUGCGCCGGCUUGACGACGUGUUCGAGUCGGAGGAGGCGGAGGGGUUCAGGAUGGAUGCGUGGAGAUCAGAACUGCAGUCACUCGUGCAGCGCGAGAUUCAAACUUCGUUCGCCGUCGGCGUGGAGAGCGAAGCCGAGGCCGAGCGAAUGGAGUACGCACGCUUCUUUGAUGACAUGCUGGCGUUCUGGCGGUCCGCAGAGGAUCAGGAGAGGGAGCGUCUGCUCAAGAUGGACGAGUCCUUGCUGGCUGACAUGCAGGCCAUGACGCAGCAGGAAUUGAAGCGACUGCAGGACGAAGCACUCGGCAUGGAGCGCGUGUACAUUGAGUCGCGUGAGGCCUGGGCAACGGAGCAUCAGCGGCUUCUCCAACGCGAGUUGGAGGCCACGCUGCAGCGUCGGGAGGCUGAGUUGCAGGAGCAGCGGCGGCAGCGACAUAGCCUUCACAUAGAGCGCCUCCGUGAUGCCGAGGCGCGGCACAAGGACAUCAUGGCCAGGGAAGAGGCGCUGCACCAAAAGCAGAUGGAGCAGCUACAGGCUUACUUUGCCCGCGAGGAGGAUCUGCGCGCGGAGCAGCAGCGUAUCCAGGCGGCUGCACAGGAGGACGUGACGAAGUCUACGGCACUCUUGCGCGACAUCAUGGCAACCGCUGAGGAUGCCGCGGCGGCAGUGAAAGCGUAUGAGGCGGCGGUGGACGAGGGCCGGCGGUGCGUCGAGGUGGAGCGUGAGGGUCACUUCAAAGAACAAGCGGAACUGCUGGAGCGUCUCCAGCAGCUUGCGGCGACGCAGUGCAGCAAUACCGAGGCGGAGCGCGCGGCACUCGAGGACUGCGCCUCGCAGUUGCGUCUCGCCUCUCAAAACCUGGACCGUCACCUGCAAGACGAGAGCACGUGGUUAGCGCAGCAGGAGACGACGCACAAGCGCAGUAAAGACGAGUGGGAGCGGGAGUACCGCCGUUGGGAGUACCUUGUGCAGCAGGAGCGCCAGGCCGCCGAAGAACGCUUCCACGAGGCGCUGCUGGCGCUCCAGCAAAGCCUUGGUCUCUUUGACACGGAGGAACGUGAGUUGGCAGUGGAGGCUGCUGCGAUACACCGCGACUUUAGAGAUUUGGAAACUCUAGCGCAGAAAGAGGUGGAGUCACUUCGACGGAGAGCGGCGGACGUGCAGAGCCGAUCUGUCGCCAUAGCAGACGUGCAGGCACAACUUUCCCAGAAGAAAGCGGCUAUGGCGGAGGCGAAGCAGCAGCUCGUCCUUGCACAGCAGCGUCUGGAGGAUGAGCAAGCCGAGCUCCGGCUUGACGAGGAGAGGCUACGCGACAUGGUGGAGGCGCUGCGAGUGGCCCGCUCACAGGCGGCGCUCCGCAGCUACAGCAUGGAGCUGCUCCGCGCGGCCAAUCCCCAACGGCCACGACAACCGCCUGAGGCCGUGGCAACGACUGCGAUAGAUUCAAAUCGAUCCCCACCGAUUUGUGAUGAGGGGAGAGGCUCUGCACGUCGUCCAGCCUCACAUGGGGUGGCAAAGGAUAACCUGGCAGCUCUUUGUGAUACCGCAUCCGGCAAAAACAGAAGGCAGCAUCGCGAUCCCCAUCGACUGCCCAACAAAGUGCUUCAAGAGCUACAUGAACAACUAAAUGCACUGAUGACAGCCAGCGGCCGCGGCGUCGGUCGUGAUGUCUUCGUGUCAACGAUGCGUUGGGCGGACACCGCACUGCCACGUGCGAUGGCGGCGCAACGGACGCGACAGACACACCCGAGACGGCGCCAGGCGGCCGAUGACACUUUUGCCGCCGGUGUGCCAGCGCCGCUUUCCUCCGCUCCGUUCUCCAGCCACCAGCGGCGCACGCGUAGCAAAGUGCAUAUUCGUGCACGUCCGGCAGCCAUGCCGCAGAAGGAGCGUCACGCAGACCCGUCGUCGCUGCCGCUAACGUCAGACAACUUGUCUCAGCUGUCCCUGAGCUCCGAUGAUGAGUGGCCACUGAGUGGCAACACGUUUACAAACCUGAUCGGCUUUUCGGACCUCGACACGACGUCGCAGUCGAUACGGUGA
Leishmania mexicana MHOM/GT/2001/U1103 is the source of this 2400-nucleotide messenger RNA. RefSeq lists its product as hypothetical. Bases 1 to 2400 code for a protein of 799 amino acids. The transcript has a single exon. The record is from RefSeq and is a predicted model, not a curated record. NCBI's taxonomy places the organism in Eukaryota, Euglenozoa, Kinetoplastea, Trypanosomatida, Trypanosomatidae.